This is a messenger RNA of Drosophila eugracilis, 568 nucleotides long. RefSeq names its product microsomal glutathione S-transferase 1. The coding region runs from base 1 to 534 and encodes 177 amino acids. NCBI's taxonomy places the organism in Eukaryota, Metazoa, Arthropoda, Insecta, Diptera, Drosophilidae. Gene Ontology annotation, cellular component: membrane. The transcript is spliced from 4 exons. The record is from RefSeq and is a predicted model, not a curated record.
AUGUCGGCCACAGCCAGUAAUUCCAGCAAGAUGAUGACAUCGCCCGGCGAUAUGUUUAACCUGGAGAAUCCUGUCUUUUGCUGCUAUCUUUUUUGGGCCACCGUACUGGUGGUGAAAAUGCUGCUAAUGUCGUUGCUAACGGCGGUGCAGCGUUUCCGGUAUAAGUUGCUGGCAUUCGUGCCGCUGGCACUUCGGCGCAAGAUCUUUCCCAACCAGGAGGAUCUGUUCUUUAAGAACCUUGAAGUGCAAUUUGAUGAUCCGCAUGUGGAGCGAGUAAGAAGAGCCCAUCGCAAUGACAUGGAGAACAUUUUACCGUACUUCAUUAUGUCCUUGAUUUAUAUUAGUACGAAUCCCAAUCCCGCUGUGGCCUGCAACCUGUUUCGAGUAGCCUCAUUGGCUAGAAUCAUUCACACUCUGGUCUAUGCUGUUUAUCCUGUGCCGCAGCCUUCAAGAAUUCUGGCAUUCGCUACCAUGCUUCUGAUCACCUUCUACAUGGCCGCUGUAGUCGCCCUACGCACCCUUACUUAUGUCUAAAUAAAUACUAAUCCCUAUUGGCUUAACCCAUAAA